AGGAAACUACGUCAAUUUUGUGCGCCGGAUGUUCUCCUGCAACGUGUUGAAGGGAAUUCACGUGUGGAAACCUAAAAGUCUGGAGUCUAAAAGCAUCGUGUUGUCGUUCAAGGCUUUAGCGCUUAGACAUGGGUCGUAAGUUGGAUCCCACCACCAAGGUGAAGAGGGGCCCGGGUAAGAAGGCCAGAAAGCAGAAGGGAGCAGAGGUUGAAUUGGCCAACUUUAUAACAGAGGAAGAUACAGGAGCUAAACGUUUGUCAAGUAGAGCCAGAAAAAGAGCUGCUAAAAGAGUUCAGAACCUAAAAAAGCCAGAAGACAUUACUGAGAAACAACCAAAAAAAGGUUUCAGUGAUGAAAACAGUAAAUGGUUGAAACCUACAAAGAGGAAGCGCAAAAUGGAUGAGCCUGAAAGUGAGGAUGAGAGCGAGGACCAGUGGGAAGAUGAAGAUGAGGAGGAAGAGGAGGAAAAAGCACCUCUGCAAAAGAAAGGAGGAAAACGCCAAGAAAAGAAAAGUGUGGAAUUAGGAUUGAAAAACCUAGAAGAAGAAGAAGAUGAUGAUGACGACGAUGAUGAUGACGAUGAAGAAGAAGAAAUGGUUGACGACUACGGUGCAGAUGAUGAUGGCAGUGGAGAAGAAGAGGAAGAGGAGGAAAGUGACGGAGAUGAUCUUCUUCCAAUUGAACGUGCCGCUAAAAAAGAGAAGAAGCUGAAGGAAUCCAUGGCUCCAAGCAGUGAUGAUGAUGAUGAUGAGGAGGAGGAAGAAGAGGAUGAGGAUGAUGAGCAGAAAUCGGAUUCUGAAAUGGAUGAGGAGGAUACCAUCCAAACUAACAUUGAUGAUGUGGAUAAUUUCAAACUCCCCUCUGCUGAGGAGAGUGAGGAGGGUGCCCUGUCUCUGGACCUGAAGACAGUCCAUCAGAGAAUAAAGGACAACAUCGAUGUCCUCUGUAAUUUCUCAGCAAAAAGAGAGGAGGGCAAAGCCAGGGUGGAGUACCUCUCUCUGCUGAGGAAAGAUCUCUGUACUUAUUACAGCUACAACGAAUUCCUCAUUGAGAAAUUAAUGGAUCUCUUUCCUCUCUCUGAGCUUGUUGAUUUCCUUGAAGCCAAUGAAAUCCAGAGACCAGUCACAAUCCGAACUAACACGCUGAAAACGAGGAGGCGGGACCUUGCACAGGCUUUGAUCAACAGAGGGGUGAACCUGGACCCACUGGGGAAAUGGUCCAAAGUGGGUCUGGUUAUCUACGACUCAUCGGUCCCUAUCGGUGCAACCCCGGAGUAUCUGGCCGGUCAUUACAUGCUGCAGGGAGCCUCCAGCUUUCUUCCUGUCAUGGCGCUGUCUCCCCAGGAGGGGGAGCUGGUGUUGGACAUGAGCUCUGCUCCAGGAGGAAAGACCUCCUAUAUUGCUCAGCUGAUGAGAAACACAGGAGUGAUUGUAGCGAAUGACGCCAACGCUGAUAGACUGAAGAGUGUGGUUGGAAACCUUCAUCGCCUCGGGGUCACGAACGCUGUGGUCUGCAACUAUGAUGGCAGGCAGUUCCCCAAGGUCAUGGGAGGGUUUGACAGAGUUCUGCUAGAUGCUCCGUGUUCAGGUACAGGAGUCAUUGCAAAAGAUCCAGCUGUAAAGACCAGUAAGGACGAGGCAGAUAUUCUGCGCUCUGCUCAUUUACAGAAGGAACUGAUUUUAUCAGCUAUAGACUCUGUAAAUGCUGCAUCUCCUUCCGGAGGAUACCUGAUCUACUGCACAUGCUCAAUAAUGGUGGAGGAGAAUGAGUGGGUGGUGGAUUACGCCUUGAAGAAAAGGAAUGUCAAAUUAGUCCCAACAGGACUUGAUUUUGGAAAAGAAGGCUUCACCAGUUUCAAGAAAUAUAGAUUCCAUCCCUCCCUGAAACUCACACGCCGUUUUUAUCCACAUUCCCACAACAUGGAUGGGUUUUUUGUGGCCAAAUUUAAGAAGUUCUCCAAUGUGAUCCCAUCUGCUUCAACUGGGAAAGAAGAUGAGAAGACAGAAGCUUCUGAGGCGACUGAAGUUACAGAGUCUCCGAAAAAAACGGCGCCCAAAAACAAGACGGUUAAGGAUGCUCCAGCAAAGACGAAUGCCCAAAAGAAAAAUGCCAAAACUAAUGGGGCAGCAGCUAAGAAACAAAACUUCAAGACUAAAGGACAGCAGGACUCUCAGACUGGGCCCAAGAAGGCAAAGAUCGCCAAAAUGGAUGGAGAGCCUGUAAAGGGGGACCAGGUGAAAAAAGGCACGGUGGAGAAGCCUGCGAUGAAGAGCCCUGAUCAGACAAAGGAAUCAAAAACUGUCAAAAAAGAUGGAAGCAGAUUUGAGAAAAAGCAAACCAAAAAAGGGAAAACGCCCUUGAAGAUGAAGAACAGAAUGGGAAAGAAUGCAUUCAAGAAGAUGAAACACAAGUGGCCUAAAAACAAAUAAAGGCUGGGAUGUGAACAGUGAAACCUUGUAAGGCCAUAUUAAAGACCUGACUCUAUUUCUCUACAUUUAAAUAAUGUUUGGGUCAAUGUGUUCCAGUGUUUUAGACCCAUAUGUGUUAAAUAUGACAUGGCUGUACGAUGAUGAAUUUGAUUCACUUUUUGUUUUUAUCAGAUAUAUAGUGAUUGUAGGUUUUCUGGAGGUGAGAACAACUCCCAUAUCCAAUUAAAUAUUUUAAGACUUUAUUUUCUCCCAUUCUGAUUAC
This is a messenger RNA of Cyprinodon variegatus (sheepshead minnow), 2691 nucleotides long. It is a transcript of the gene nop2, whose product is annotated as NOP2 nucleolar protein. The record is from RefSeq and is a predicted model, not a curated record. Gene Ontology annotation, biological process: rRNA base methylation; maturation of LSU-rRNA. The coding region runs from base 129 to 2429 and encodes 766 amino acids. Gene Ontology annotation, molecular function: rRNA (cytosine-C5-)-methyltransferase activity; RNA binding. Gene Ontology annotation, cellular component: nucleolus. The transcript is spliced from 16 exons. Lineage: Eukaryota; Metazoa; Chordata; Actinopteri; Cyprinodontiformes; Cyprinodontidae.